Sinocyclocheilus grahami is the source of this 1540-nucleotide messenger RNA. RefSeq names its product 5'-AMP-activated protein kinase subunit gamma-2-like. The transcript is spliced from 6 exons. NCBI's taxonomy places the organism in Eukaryota, Metazoa, Chordata, Actinopteri, Cypriniformes, Cyprinidae. The coding region runs from base 259 to 1308 and encodes 349 amino acids. The record is from RefSeq and is a predicted model, not a curated record.
UCAUCCUCUUCACCUUUUCUGUUCGUGCGCAUGCAAGUUUAUUUUUUCCACUGAGGGUGCAAGUGUUUUUGUUCAGACACCGACAGAAAUGAACCCAAUAUUAUUUCGUACGAGAACCUGCUAAAUCGAAAAUAUAUAUAUUUAAUAUUACUUCAAAGUAUUAUUUUGUUACUCUCAUAUGCAAGAUGGAUUUUGUUCUCGUCGCCCGUGUUAAAUAGGCUAAGCCUUUGCCAAAGAACAAAAGCUUUAUUUUGGGAGAUGGGCAGUACUGCAAUGGAUUCUAAGAAGAAAGAAGAGAAGAAAAAUUCAAGAAAAAGGAGAUCGCUUCGGAUAAACAUGCCUGACUUGAGCUCCUUAGCCAUGUCGUUUCUGGAAGGAGAUGUGGAACAUGCGAACAAGGACGGCGAGUGCAAGGGGGAGCUUAGCUGCCAUUCAGCCAGCCCGACCAAAACCUUCUUCAGCCGGGGUACGUUUAGUCGGCCCUCUAGCCCCAUGUCCGCACCGGCCCGAUUCAGAAACAGCCCUGAAUCGCCCAAACCCAUCUUCCCAUACUCCUCCAACCACGACUCCUCGCCCAAGUGUUCACGUCGCCGCAGCUUCACCGGAAUCUUUCGCUCGUCCUCUAAAGACUCCACAAAUCCCUCCACAUCUCCUGUCAGCAUCAAACUUUUCUCUCGGGCCAGGAAAGGAUCUGCUCUUGUUACCUUUGUAAACAUUCCCAAGGAAUUCUGGGAAAUCAUCAUAUCUGACGACCAAUCGCCCAUAGAGGCCAGCAAGGGGGAGCUUAGCUGCCAUUCAGCCAGCCCGACCAAAACCUUCUUCAGCCGGGGUACGUUUAGUCGGCCCUCUAGCCCCAUGUCCGCACCGGCCCGAUUCAGAAACAGCCCUGAAUCGCCCAAACCCAUCUUCCCAUACUCCUCCAACCACGACUCCUCGCCCAAGUGUUCACGUCGCCGCAGCUUCACCGGAAUCUUUCGCUCGUCCUCUAAAGACUCCACAAAUCCCUCCACAUCUCCUGUCAGCAUCAAACUUUUCUCUCGGGCCAGGAAAGGGCCAGGUUAUUUUCUGCUGUUACCCGGGAUGGAUGUGUUUGCGGCAGUGACACUGAGCUUGAUGAACAGUAAUGGACGCAGUGUUUGUCAUUCAGGAAAUCACUCGGAACAGAACUUGCCAGAGAAAUUCAGAAUCCUAUUAAAUCCGGGAAUUGGACUGCACCCAGACAGUGACAUCAGAAUGCAGAAAGUCCAUAAUUCAAUCACGUUUGCUUCCAUACAAAUUAUAUUAACUGAAAUGAAUCCUUGGCUCUAAGACGUCCUCAGAGCUCCUCAGCACAGGCAGCUGGGGAUGAGGACACCUGUAUGUCUCUAAUAUGAUAGCAAUUAAUUUUUUACCUCAAGAAAACAGUGAUGAGGAAGAACUGAUGCUGUGUCAUCCUUCUAUGUGCCACAAUCUGAGUCUUUGGUUGUAUCGCCACCUACUGGACAACAUUUAAAUGUUGCAUUCUUGAUAUCAAGAUCACAAUGAGAAAUUAAUUAGAAAA